This is a messenger RNA of Neltuma alba, 342 nucleotides long. RefSeq lists its product as uncharacterized. NCBI's taxonomy places the organism in Eukaryota, Viridiplantae, Streptophyta, Magnoliopsida, Fabales, Fabaceae. The transcript has a single exon. The record is from RefSeq and is a predicted model, not a curated record. Bases 1 to 342 code for a protein of 113 amino acids.
AUGAACCUUCAGAACCGCAACUGUUUAAACGCCAGAAAUGGCAACGAGCAUCCAAACCAUAUGAGACUUGGUAGAAAUCACUCUCUAUUUGUCAGUGAGAUUAUGAGUAGGUUGAACAUGUCAAGGUGGAAAUCACUGUGGAGGAAGAUCUUAAGGAAAAAGAAGAGAUUUUUCAGCUGUUCUUCUUCAGUUCGUGUCCAAUAUGAUCCUGAUUCCUACUCACACAACUUCGAUGAUUACUAUUCCAGCGAACCCGACAAUAUAUCUCGCUCUUUCUCAGCUCGUUUUGCUGUGCCUUCCAGGAUCUGUGACAAGAAUGAAGGAAACAGAAGAGAAACUUAG